Messenger RNA from Aspergillus glaucus CBS 516.65, 870 nucleotides. RefSeq lists its product as uncharacterized. Lineage: Eukaryota; Fungi; Ascomycota; Eurotiomycetes; Eurotiales; Aspergillaceae. The transcript has a single exon. The record is from RefSeq and is a predicted model, not a curated record. Bases 1 to 870 code for a protein of 289 amino acids.
AUGUCCUUCCACAACCACAGAGACAGCUCACCCUCCCUCAUCUCAGAGCUCCCCCCAAACUGCACCCCGCAAGCAUUCACCACCAUGGACUCACUCAUCACAGCCGCCCACACCAUCCAACCCCAACUAACCACAAACAGCACCGGAAACAAAAACCAAUACCUCCUAGUCCAAAACCUGCCCCAGGCAAUCAUUGAUAAUCUCAUCGAAGACAAGAAUGCUCUGGAUGGAAUCCCCUUCCGUUUCACCUUCGAGGGAAGCACAGGGCUAAUCAAGAUUAUUCCCGCUGAACAUACCGCCGUGACAAGAAAGCUAGCAGAGACCAUUCUGCAAGAAUGUCUUCUUGCCGGCGUCCCAAGCAAAGAGGAGAUACACUGGGCUGGAGUUGGUGCCGGUGCCGCUCCUACUACAUACAAGGUAGUAACCGGUGCUAACGAUAAAGACAAAGGAAAACAGCCCGACGAGAGUUUUCUGCCACUAACCCGGCAGCCGUCUGGCUGGCCGACACUAGUUAUCGAGUCUGGUCUCCCAGAGUCUAUGCAAUGUCUUCGCGAAGAUGCGAAAUGGUGGUUCGAGAAUUCUGCCGGGGCAGUCCACACGGUUCUCAUUCUGGGAAUCAACACAGAUACCAAGACUAUCGAGAUGGAGAGGUGGCGGUAUACUCGCACCUCUGCUUGUGCUGUCGAGGUUCCGGACCUAGCGCAGAGUGUUACUAUAACGCCUAUGGGGAUUGAGGGAGGUGUGCCUGUUAAGAUUCCGUUCUGGGAGUUGUUUGGUAGGGCACCGAGGUGGGAAGAUGAGGAGAGGGAUAUUUUACUGGGGGGGGUGAGGGGUUGGUUGAUGUUGCUAGGGUUUCGGCCUUCGGGUUAG